Trifolium pratense (red clover) is the source of this 1521-nucleotide messenger RNA. Its product is annotated as protein PELOTA 1-like. Gene Ontology annotation, biological process: nuclear-transcribed mRNA catabolic process, no-go decay; RNA surveillance; nuclear-transcribed mRNA catabolic process, non-stop decay. Lineage: Eukaryota; Viridiplantae; Streptophyta; Magnoliopsida; Fabales; Fabaceae. Bases 182 to 1348 code for a protein of 388 amino acids. The record is from RefSeq and is a predicted model, not a curated record. The transcript has a single exon. Gene Ontology annotation, cellular component: cytoplasm.
ACAUAACACGCAACUCUAACAUAGCUUAAUAUAACUACAUAAAACUUUAGAGCACACAUAAAGAUCUUCCAAUCCUAAAUCUCUGCCGUAAAUUGCGAAACACCUAAAUCUUCGUAACAUCUCAUUCUCACUACAUCCAUUGGAAAUUAAUUAGUUAUUCUCAAUUAAUAAUUAAAUUGUUAUGAAGCUCUUGGAAAAAGAUUUUGCUCUAAAUCAAAGAGGAACUGUUAAAAUUAUUGCAGAGGAGCCCGAUGAUGUUUGGCUCCUUUACAAUCUCAUCACCAUUGGCGAUGUUGUCACCGCCGAUACCACACGGAAAGUCCACCUCGAAUCAAAUAAAAACACUGCGUCACGUGUCAAACUCAACCUUCAUCUCAAAGUCACGUGUCGUGACUUUCACAAAGACUCUUCUACCCUUCGCGUCCAUGGACGCAACCUUGAAUCAAACCAACAUGUUGCUGCUGGCUCUUUCCACACUUUAACCCUCGAAAUAAACAAACCAUUUGACCUUCAAAAAAAGUUGUGGGGUCCAAAUGCCGUCGAAACCUUAGCCGAUGCCACCGAGAAUAAUAAUAAUUCUUCUUCGUCCGAUGCAAAUUUAGCCGUUGUUGUCAUUCAACAACACCAAGCAGAGAUUCACUUGCUUGGCAAAGGGGUCACCCAUUGUUGCUCCAAGAUCGAAGCAUCUUCACGUUCACAUUCACAUAAAAAAUCUUCUUCGUCCUCUAACGUGUUUUUUCGUGAUGUUUUUGCAGCUUUUGUGAAGCAUGUGGAUUUCAAAGUUGUGCGAAGUGUAGUGAUAGCAGGGGAUAACGAUGAUAACGCAGCGUUAUCCCCAGCUACUUUUCGUAGGUUUCUUUUGUCAGAAGCAAAAAAGUUAAGAAUGAGAUUUAUCGAAGAGAACAAAUCACGUAUCGUCAUUGUGGGGUCAAAAUGUAAUAACAAGGGUAAUUGUGACUUUGACUUGAGGGAAGUUUUAAAUGACAUGGCAGUGAUGAAUUUGAUAAAGGACAGUAAUUUGGGCUUAGAGAUUAGAACUUUUAAGGAAUUGUGGGACAUGGUAUGUAACAAUUCAGAUCGUGUGUGUUAUGGACCAAAACAUGUGGAGAGUGCACAUGAGAUGAAAGCAAUUGAGACACUUUUAAUAAGUGAUGAUUUAUAUAAGAAUGAAGAGAUUGAGACAAGGAAAAAAUAUGUGAGUUUGGUGAAAUCAGUGAAAGAAGGUGGAGGAAAGGCAUUGGUGUAUUCUUCUAUGCAUGUUUCAACACCACAAUUGGCUCAACUAACUGGUGUUGCUGCCAUUCUCAGAUUUCCAUUGCCUGGUCUUCAAGAUAUGGAUGAUGAAUGAUGAUGAUGAUAUGUUUAGAAGUACUAUUAGAAUAAAGCUCUUCUAAAUUAAACUAAAUAUAUUACAUGUAUAUGUUUAAUUUUCUUUUUAAUCCCUUUCCAUUGUAAAUAUUCCUGAAAUGUAAAUUCUCAUUAAUUUGUACAUAUACAAUAAAUAUUUCUUAUUUAUUUUAA